Rhopilema esculentum is the source of this 5416-nucleotide messenger RNA. Its product is annotated as intraflagellar transport protein 140 homolog. Gene Ontology annotation, molecular function: protein binding. Gene Ontology annotation, cellular component: axoneme; ciliary basal body; intraciliary transport particle A. Gene Ontology annotation, biological process: intraciliary retrograde transport. The record is from RefSeq and is a predicted model, not a curated record. NCBI's taxonomy places the organism in Eukaryota, Metazoa, Cnidaria, Scyphozoa, Rhizostomeae, Rhizostomatidae.
CAUGCGCACUCGUUCAAAGGUUGGCGCGUCAAUAACAUCCUUUGCAUCAAGUGGACGUUGAUAGCAAAGUUCUGCAAAAAACUGGCCCUGAACCCGACGAUAAUACGCCAUAUCUCACAAAAGACUUUCAAAAGGAGUACAAAGCCAUAGCUCGUCUUAUUUUGUCAGAGAAAGCAGGAAAGAGAACCAUUUCGCGAUCCUGUUAUGUUUGUUGCUAGGGACUUGAAAUGGUAAAUAAGAAAUUAAGGCCUACCUGCUAGGCCCAUAUUUGAUUGCAGAAAAGUUAUUUCAUGGAUUGCUGAAAAGUUAUUGUCAUUUAAUGGAUAUUUGUAUUAUUCCUGUUUGAGUAGAAAAAUCCUGGUGGUUCCACGCUUGCUUCUUUUAGAAAUUGUAACUUUUUCCAAGCGAGUUUUUCUGUUCCUGGUCAGCAAACAAGUGUGGCAACCAAAAGUGAGAUUAUUUCCGUUGGAAGUAUUGGAGGAAUAUUGAAUUUACAAAUGGAGGGGUGAGAGCUGGAAAUAUCGAACUUGCCAAAAGAUUAAAAAUAAUGGCCGUUUACUUUGACUAUCAAAUUAAAGCACCCAAUAUUGGAAGACACACGACAAUAUCUUGUCACUGUCAAUACCCACUUGUAGCUGUUGCAUCGAUCAAUGAACCAGAUGCUGGAGGUUCAGUUACUUUGUACCUAGAUGAGGGUGAAUUUCUGGAAGACUCAACAAUUCAGAGAUCAACUCAUGCUAACUCAUUGGCAUGGCAUCCCUCUCGAAAGAUAUUGGCAACAGGGUGGGAGAAUGGAGAAGUUUUAAUCUGGAAUGAGAUUGAUCAUGAGUUGCAUGAGACGAGCAUUCAUCACAAAGCAGCUGUAACAACUGUAGUUUGGAAUUCUUCAGGAACAAGAUUAGCAAGUGCUGAUAUUAAAGGGACUGUUAAUAUUUGGAAGAUUGAUCAGAGAGGAAGACUACAACAAUCACCUCUUUACAAGCACGAUGUUGAUUCAAAAGUUACUCAGUUUGUCUUCCAGUAUUCCAGAGCUGACAAAUCAGGAAUGGAUAUUGUGUCAGCAGCAAAAGCAGCUGUGAGUGGUGAUGAAAAAGCUCUUGAUAUGUUUGCUUGGUCAAAGUCAAACUCAGCUGGAAAAUUUGGUUUUGCAUCGUCAGAUACAAUACAGUCAAUAUUUGGCACAGUGGAAGGCAAGGUUUAUCAAAUCGAUGAAAAGGGUCAUUGCUCCGAGCGAUUUACAACUGAUGGUCCUGUGAAGUUUUUGUUCUACUACGAAGGGCGAGAUGUUGUGCUUUCUGUCACAGAAUCGUUAAUGCUGAUGCAACAUAGAAUUGACGCUAAUGGUGGUGUCAAUGAAUUGUCCAAGGUUAAACUUAGUGGUCAGCCCUCAAAAAGUACCAUAGUCUGGUCGGGACAUGGUAUCUUAGCAACUGCGUCUGGGGAACAAGUUGUCCGGGUUCUCGAUGUGGAUAACGACGAGAAUUAUGUUUUGUCAUUGGACGGCCAUUCUGGAUUUCAGUCUGGUGAUAGCAUCAAUUGUCUUUCAUAUUCUCGAGAGAAAGAUAUACUAGCUGGCGGCACCAGCAUGGGUAAGGUCGCGAUGUGGCAUUACAACGGCAACUUUGGCAGUAAAUCAGAUGGUCGAUUGAAAGAUGACAGUUUAUGGGAGCUAAUGGCUCCGUGUGAAGCAGGGCUGCCUGUUGUCGAAUUGCAGUGGGGCGCAAGUAAAGGAUUUCUGGCUGCCAAUUGUGAAUCGACUGUUACGCUUUUAAAUGAAGCUGUGAUGAAUGCCCACUUUAAUCAGCAGGUCGGAGCAGUUCAAGUCUCUCCCAGUCACCUGUGCGUUGACUUUUUUGCAACAAAUUUUGUUCAUGAUUUAAAGACAGAUAUUCAAAUCAAAGGUGUCUAUGUUACGAAAAGCCACACGACCAUUUGGAACGGGAAGAAAGUAGUGGUUUAUGAAGUUGCCCAAAAUAAAUCAUUCGUGCGAGUUGCAGGCACCUUCAACUCUGACGCAACAACUGUUUCAGUAUUCGAGCAAAAUGUCUACUUGCUGGAACCUGGUAAAAUCUCAAUUAGAACUUUCCAGGGGACAGUUAAACAAGAAUUGAGUUUUUCUGAGCAUGAUGGUGACCCAGUUUCCUUGAAUCUCUGUGGCGCAUUUAUGGCUGUGGCCACUGAUAAAGCUGUCUUAAAAAUUUUUGAUCUUUCAAGAAGGGAAGCAAGACAACACGGUCCUUCAAAGAACGUUGGCAGCAGCGUGGGCACAAUUCAUAAAAUCAAAUCUGCUCACAGCAACUGUAGCGGAACCAAAGUCAGCUUCAUUUGCGCAAUGGCAAACGGAUCGACAGACCCAACACUCUAUAUCUGGGAUGUAGAAGCGGAUCAAAUACAGACAUUCAACUUCAGGACCGGCCAAGGCCAAGAGGACCUAGACGACAAUGUAAUAAGUGCCCAAGAGCAGCUGACGGCAGAUAUCAAAGAUCGUUGUCCAAAGUCUGUCUUGUGGAGUGAUAGUGAGCCCCAGUUGUUUUUGUGUGAGGCGUCUUUAGAUAACGGAAGAAGGUCGUCUGUUACGCAGAGCAAAUCAACUACCUCAUCUCAGAAGGACAACAAAGAUAGAAAUUCCAUCAAUACAUUGGAUGAUGUCAUAAUCGUUACCCUGUUCAGCUCCCCGGAUAGUGGCAUAGUCAUUCAAGACCAUUUCCCCAUGGAAUCAUCAUACGCCGCGCUCAUUGGCAUGGAAGUUCCUUACUACUUUUUCGUAAAGAAGACUAUUGAUAAUGAACCAACGUCAUCAUCAACAAGCACAACCGACCAGGCCAGUAAACAUUUGAUUGCCAGAAAGACUAUGCGAGAUUUCGUUGGGCUGGAAAAUGUUGACAGCACCUCAAAAGAUGCUAUGAUUAGGUUUAGUUAUUUAUCAGCAAUUGGAAAUAUGGACGAGGCUUUCAAGGCGAUAAAAGCAAUCAAAAGUGGCUCUGUUUGGGAAAACAUGGCGCGGAUGUGUGUGAAAACUAAACGCCUAGAUGUUGCAGCGGUCUGUCUUGGAAACAUGGGCAACGCCCGAGGCGCAAAAGCACUGAGGGAAGCUCAGAAGGAGCCAGAGUUUGACGCCAGAGUGGCAGUGUUGGCAGUUCAGCUUGGGAUGUUGGAAGAAGCUGAGAGAUUAUAUAAACAAUGCAAGCGAUUUGAUUUGCUGAAUCAACUAUAUCAAGCAUCGAAUUCCUGGUCAAAGGCCCUUGAGACAGCUGAACUGCACGAUAGGAUACACUUGAGAACCACGUACUACAAUUAUGGAAAGUAUUUAGAAUCUGUUGGGAAUUAUGCAGGUGCAAUUCAACAAUUUGAACGUUCAGAUACCUUCCGUUUUGAAGUACCUCGUAUGUUAUUUGAAGACACUUCACAGCUGGAGUCCUACAUUCUCAAAUCGAAAGACAGGCCUCUGCGGAAAUGGUGGGCGCAGUACAUGGAAAGCGUCGGCGAAAUGGAAGCUGCGUUGCAAUUUUAUGAGUCUGCACAGGAUCAUUUGUCAUUGGUGAGAGUCAACUGUUAUUGUGGAAACCUAAACAAGGCUGCUGAUAUUUGCAAUGAAACUGGCGACAAAUCGGCUUGUUAUCACCUCGCACGACACUUCGAAAGCCAGGGUGACUUCAAAAGUGCCAUACAUUAUUUCUCACGCGCCCAAGCCUACGCUAAUGCAAUCCGGCUUGCAAGGGAGAAUGAGAUGGACAACGAGUUAAUGAACUUAGCCUUGCUUAGCUCUCCAAAUGAGAUGCUCGAGGCUGCCAGGUAUUAUGAGAAUAAUCCGUCAAUGCAAGACAAAGCUGUUAUGUUAUACCACAAGGCUGGCAGCAUGUCAAAGGCGAUUGAAAUUGCUUUUAAGACUCAGCAAUUUGGUGCCCUACAGUUAAUCUCUGAAGACUUAGAUGAUAGAACAGAUCCAGAGAUGUUAAAUAAAUGUGCUGAAUUUUUCAUCGAGCACGGCCAAUUUGACCGGGCUGUCAACCUGCUUAUAGUCGGCCACAGAUUCCAGGAAGCUUUGGAGAUGUGUAUUGACAAUCACGUGACGGUCACUGAGGAGUUGGCCGAGAAGAUGACACUGCCUAAGGACCACGAAGAUCAAGAAUACCGGUUGAAGGUAUUGGAGAAAAUUGCAGAAUGUGCAUUUAGGCAAGGCUCUUAUCAUUUGGCCACAAAGAAGUUCACUCAAGCCGGAAAUAAAAUCAAGGCAAUGAAAUCUCUGCUGAAAUCUGGAGACACGGAGAAGAUUGUUUUCUUCGCUGGAGUUUCAAGACAAAGAGAAAUUUAUGUCAUGGCUGCAAAUUACUUGCAGUCUUUGGAUUGGCGAAAAGACCCAGAGAUAAUGAAGAAUAUCAUUGGUUUUUACACAAAAGGCAGAGCGUUGGAUUCGCUUUCGUCCUUCUACGAAGCAUGCGCACAGGUUGAGAUUGAUGAAUAUCAAAAUUAUGAAAAAGCUUACGGUGCGUUGACGGAAGCAUACAAGUGUAUGUCGAAGGCGAAAAUGAAAAACAAGGUGCAGCAGGAAGAAAAGAUGGCAAACCUCAAGCAGAGAGCCGGACUAAUCAAAAAAUUUAUUCAAGGCAAAAAAACAUACGAAGAUGAUCCACCGGAGGCAAUGCGGCAGCUGAAAUUGCUACUCGAAGACCCAGACGUCGAAGAUGGAAUUCGAGUUGGCGAUGCCUAUGGGUUUAUGGUUGAGCAUUACGCAAAAGCCCAGGAUUAUAACCAGGCCUACGCUCUGAUGAAGGAGCUUCGACAACGCGUGCCUUCCGUAAACAUGGCAUACUACGUACCGAUCAAAACAAUAGAAGCAGUGCACAAGGCAUUAGAGAUACCUCUCGGCAGAGGCAUCGGGGCUGACACGCAGAAGAACGGCUACAUUAACGGAAGCAACGAAGAGCCGGACGAAGAAGAUGAAGAUUUUGUGGAGGAAGAAGUUCCUGAUGAUAUCGAAGAUGAUGAUGAUUAUAUAUGAAAAUAUUAAUGAUCGCAUCGGUUCUAAUUUCAGGAAAUCUCAGAGUUGUGCUGUCGAUCUUCAUGUUGGACAAGCAUUGACUUACCGGUCGCAAUAGCUAACAAGAUUUGUUUAUUGAAGUGAAAGACCGGGCGUGCCUGGCACAGCAUGUUGGCAUUGAGGCAGUUUGCAGGGUAAAGAUCGCCCUGAUCCCGACAAUUCCUUUCAUUUUUUGAAAAGAAACUGGGGUAUUCACUGCAAAGAAGUAAAUUGUAUGAUAUGGCAGAAAGAUUUCGUAGUUGUCUGUGAUUCUUCAAUUGGUGUUCAGUGAUAUUUGUUAAUAUGACGUUCAAAGUUGCACUUAAUUAUAUUCUUCAAAUUUGUAAAUUUAGUCUACUUUAACAAAUAGAUGCAAUUGUCUAUGAGAUCUGAAUAGUA